CUAGAAAGUAGAUCAAGGUGAAUUACCCUUUAACUUAUACUGGAGGUGUUUAUUCACACUUAGGAAACAUACGUAUGAAUAAUUAAUUGCUAAACGAAACAUUUUAAUACAUAGAACAUUUUGGGAAAAAAAGAAGCAUCAUUCACUUGCAAAAUGUUUCAUGACAUUACUGAUCAAUAGAGGCAAUAUACAUCAGCAGUGACAAGCCUUCAUCAUCAUCCUCUUUAACAAUGCCACUGACUAGACCUUAUGAAAAUGCGCGCAACCUCUGCUCACGUCUAUCACGCUACAUCCCAGAACUGCAUCCAGAACCACCGCCUAUAAUUAAAAAUUAUGGCCGUUGUCCAUAUUUUUAUAAACUACGUCUUGGUACAAGAGAUUUAGUUGAAAAGUACAACGGGGAUAUGCUGCCGUCUAUGCACAGGUUAUCAUCUGUACCGAGAGAUUCAAUCGGCACGCAUUCAGAUGAUGUGAAAAUUCAAAAUUAUCAAUGGCUAAUGAAUAAGAAGUUAACUUGCAUACUUUUAUGGUUAGGUGUGAUUAUCUUGAUAGUUGGAAUUAUUGCCCUACAGAUUGCAAGUUUUUUUCAACACAAAAGACAAGAUAUAUUAUCAAUUGGAGUUGGCUGCUUAAGUUCUGGUCUUUGUCUUCUAUCUGUUACAAUGUUCACCUUCUUACAUGCACAUGUUUUUAUCUACGAAAUACCUGAAGAUGACACUGCAAACGAGUACCAAGAGACUACUAGAAGAGGGGAAGAAGUAUGCAUCGUUGAAGAUGAAAACGAAACGAACAAAUCUAAACACGAUAAUAGACGAUCAUCUUAGAUUUGAACUUCCCACUUCAUUUUCUUUUUGCUACCUACUAUAUUGGCAUGAAUUUGUUCGUUCGAUUGUUCGAUUGUUUAAUUGUUUGACUUUCAUUUAUUCAAUCUUAUUUAGAGUGAAUAACAUUUUCUUCAAUUAUAUUAUCUAUCACUGCUAGUUGAACAAGUGUGGUUACACUUUUAUGGGUCAAUUUUGUUCGGUUUGUUCUUUUUGUUUUUUUUCUUCUUAUUCUUCUCUUCAUCAGAAUCAAAAAAAAAUUACAAGCGAAAUAAAUUUUCUUGUAAAUAAAUAUAAAAAGUUCAAAAAUAUGAAUUUCUUUUACUUUGUGCUUUGUUCAAUGUUUACUGUUUUAG
Molecule: messenger RNA, 1177 nt
Organism: Trichobilharzia szidati
Lineage: Eukaryota; Metazoa; Platyhelminthes; Trematoda; Strigeidida; Schistosomatidae
Source: the annotation of a GenBank genome assembly